CCGGUCCGCUCCCGGAAGUUGCGCAGUGGAGCCAAAUUCGAAGCCCGCGGGGACGCGGGGGCGCGGCCGCGAAGCUGGACGGGUCGAGGUUUCCUCGGCUGCCUGAUCCCCUUUAGACCAGUCAUCAUGCCUAUCCGUGCGCUGUGCACCAUCUGCUCCGACUUCUUCGACCACUCUCGAGAUGUGGCCGCCAUCCACUGCGGCCACACCUUCCACCUGCAGUGCCUAAUUCAGUGGUUUGAGACAGCACCAAGUCGGACCUGCCCCCAGUGCCGAAUCCAGGUUGGCAGAAGAACCGUUAUCAAUAAGCUCUUCUUUGACCUUGCCCAAGAGGAGGAGAGUGUCUUAGAUGCAGAAUUCUUAAAGAAUGAACUGGAUAAUACGAGAGCCCAGCUUUCCCAGAAAGGGGUGCAGUGCUGGAGCCCAAGGGCUCAGGUUCUUAUGCUGAUGGGUGAACGGGCCUUCCCCCUUCCCACCCCUGCUGCAGAGAAGGAGAAAAGGGACAGCCAGAUCAUCAUUGACACCCUGCGGGACACGCUGGAAGAGCGCAACGCCACUGUGGAAUCUCUGCAGAAGGCCUUAGACAAGGCCGAAAUGCUGUGCUCCACCCUCAAGAAGCAGAUGAAGUACUUGGAACAGCAGCAGGACGAGAGCAAACAAGCCCAGGAGGAGGCGCGCCGACUCAGGAGCAAGAUGAAAACCAUGGAGCGGAUCGAGCUCCUGCUCCAGAGCCAGCGGCCCGAGGUGGAGGAGAUGAUCCGAGACAUGGGUGUGGGGCAGUCCGCGGUGGAGCAGCUGACCGUGUACUGCGUGUCCCUCAAGAAAGAGUAUGAGAAUCUAAAAGAGGCACGGAAGGCCUCAGGGGAGCUGGCGGACAGACUGAAGAAAGACUUGUUUUCUUCCAAAAGCAAGUUGCAGACAGUCUACUCUGAACUAGACCAGACCAAGUUGGAGCUGAAGUCGGCCCAGAAGGAUUUACAGAGUGCUGACAAGGAGAUUGUGAGCCUGAAAAAAAAGCUAACGAUGCUGCAGGAAACCCUGAACCUGCCACCCGUGGACAGUGAGACUGUCAACCGCCUGGUUUUAGAGAGCCCAGCCCCCAUGGAGAUGCUGAGCCUGAAGCUUCGCCGACCAGCCUUUGGUGAUGACAUUGACCUCAACGCCACCUUUGAUGUCGACACGCCUCCAUCCCAGCCCUCCAGCAUCCAUCAUGGCCGUGCCAAGAAGCUCUGCCAAGAGAUAGCACACUCUCCCGUUCAGGACAUCCCCAAGAAGAUGCCCAAAGGCGCUAAGCAGGAGUCCCAGCUCUCACUGGGCGGCCAGCACUGUGUGGGAGAGCCAGAUGAGGAGCUAGCUAGUGCCUUUCCCGUCUUCAUCCGGAAUGCCGUCCUAGGCCAGAAACAGCCCAAGAGGGCCAAGGCAGAGCCCUGUCGCAGCAGAGAUACAGUAAGGACAGGCUUCGAUGGGCUUGGAAGUCGGACAAAAUUCAUCCAACCUACUGACACGACGAUGAUCCACCCACUGCCUGUGAAACCCAAGCCCAAGACUAAGCAGAGAGUGGGGGUGAAGAAAGCGCUCCCUCCUUCCCAGGCCAAGCUGGACACCUUCCUGUGGUAGUGAGAAUAGUGAGCCGGAUCAAUGGCCAGAUACAUGCCUCCAAUUCAUAGGCCAGGACUGGCUCAGCAAGGGGUUUGGGGGGCAAGACCCCACUUCGAGGACCAGCACCAAGGGCAAGGGUAGACAAAAAGAUGGGGGUGAGGGUGAGUCCCAGAAACUGUGCUUUACCUGCACUUACCCCCCCCCCCCCCACUGGGUCUUCCGUACUGGGCCUAUAUGUGGCUGCUGAAGUGAGGCCAGCAGGACUUCCUCCUUGUUGGAGGCUCCUGUUUGUGGCCAGAUGUGGCUGGGCUGCUUCUGAUUCUCCAGACUAAGGUCUUUUAUUGACUGUGUGGACCAAAGUGCCUGAGGCUUCUUGGGCAGCUUCAGCCUGCCCAAGCUUUUGCCUGCUUCUGACUUGCUGCAAGGCGUGGCCAGAACCGACCAGGAUGGGGAAUGAGGGGAUCAUGGUGGGGAGAAGAUUGGAGGG
Mirounga angustirostris (Northern elephant seal) is the source of this 2086-nucleotide messenger RNA. It is a transcript of the gene TRAIP, whose product is annotated as TRAF interacting protein. Gene Ontology annotation, cellular component: nucleus; site of DNA damage. Gene Ontology annotation, molecular function: ubiquitin protein ligase activity. Gene Ontology annotation, biological process: replication fork processing; protein ubiquitination. The coding region runs from base 127 to 1617 and encodes 496 amino acids. The record is from RefSeq and is a predicted model, not a curated record. The transcript is spliced from 15 exons. Lineage: Eukaryota; Metazoa; Chordata; Mammalia; Carnivora; Phocidae.